Messenger RNA from Chaetura pelagica (chimney swift), 1354 nucleotides. It is a transcript of the gene TRIM45, whose product is annotated as tripartite motif containing 45. Gene Ontology annotation, cellular component: chromatin; nucleoplasm. Gene Ontology annotation, molecular function: protein binding; ubiquitin-protein transferase activity; zinc ion binding. The record is from RefSeq and is a predicted model, not a curated record. Gene Ontology annotation, biological process: positive regulation of DNA-templated transcription. Lineage: Eukaryota; Metazoa; Chordata; Aves; Apodiformes; Apodidae.
AUGGGCUCCGAGGGGCCCGCUUUCCCGCUGUGCCUGCCGGGCCUGCGGCAGCUGCAGGAAAGCUGGGCAGGGGCUUUUCACAAGGGCUCGUAUGUAGUUCUGUCGGAAUACAGGAAACCUGAAGAAGUGACAGCAGAUGAGGGCUGUGUACCUCAGAGGGGGUCAUGUCCGAGGCAGAAGAAGAUGGCCUCUCAUGCUGUGAUGGAGCUGGAGAACACCAAGGAUUCCAUCGAGGCCAGGAAGCCCCUCCUCUGCCCUUCCCACCACACAGAGGAGGUAAGGCUGUUCUGUGAGCAGUGUGACCAGCCGGUGUGCCAGGACUGCGCUGUAGACAGGCACCGGCAGCACCGCUAUGACUUCUCUGGCCGUGCCAUCCACAGGCAUGGGGAUGCCCUGCGGGAGCUGCGAAGCAGCCGGCAGCACGUGGGGACCCUAGAGGACGUGCAGAGCCAGACUGAUGACAUGGGCAGUGCCAUCCGCAGUCGCACAGAGGCUGUGGCCACAGAGAUCUGUCAGUUUGCCAGUGGGUAUGUGAAAGCCAUUGAAGAGCACCGGCUGCUGAAGCAGCUGGAGGACUUAAAGGUGCAGAAGGAAAACCUGCUGCACCUGCAGAAGGCACAGCUGCAGCAGCUGCUGCUGGAUAUGAGGACAAGCGUGGAGUUCACGGAGCACUUGCUAACGAGCGGCUCAGACCUGGAGAUCCUCAUCAGCAAAGGGGGGGUGGUGAGCCGCCUGGCAAAGCUGAACAGCAUUGCCUACAACACCAACCCCAGUGUGGACGACAGGAUCCAGUUCUGUCCCCACAAGAGGGCAGGACAGUGCUGUGGCUAUGAAGUUUUUGGGGCCAUUCUCAAUAAAGUGGUUGAUCCAGCCAGAUGUACCCUGCAUGGGGAAGAUCUCCACAGUGUCAGUCAGAACCAGCUGACUGGCUUUACCCUGCUCUUCAAUGACACCGUGGGGGAGCGGAUGGGGCAAGGAGGAGAGGCUGUGCAGGUCACCGUCACCCACAAAGACAAGAAAGAUUGUUCAGUCAAGCCAACAGUGUGUGAUAACAGUGACGGGACCUACCUUAUUUCCUACAGCCCCCAGGAGCCAGGCUUAUAUGCUGUCUGUGUCUAUGUGAAAGGGCAGCAUGUACAGGGCUCUCCAUUCACUGUCGUGGUGAAAAGAAAGUUCCAUGAGCACCAGGGAUUUCACUGCUGCACAUUCUGCUCAAGUGGAGGGCAGAAAGCUGCUCGCUGUGCCUGUAGGGGGACCAUGCCAGGUGGGUACCAAGGCUGUGGCCAUGGACACAAAGGUCACCCUGGAUGCCUCCACUGGUCAUGUUGUGGACAAGUGAAGGACAGCUCGGAGU